Trematosphaeria pertusa is the source of this 872-nucleotide messenger RNA. Its product is annotated as lytic polysaccharide monooxygenase. Bases 84 to 872 code for a protein of 262 amino acids. Lineage: Eukaryota; Fungi; Ascomycota; Dothideomycetes; Pleosporales; Trematosphaeriaceae. The transcript has 2 exons. The record is from RefSeq and is a predicted model, not a curated record.
CCUCGUGGGCUUUAUACUGCUCCUUUGAAUAUCCCGUACAUCUGCCCUCUUGGCACCUUUUUUCUUUCAGGACGAUAUUCACCAUGCGGUCGUACUUCCUCGCUGCUGCGCUUCCUGCGCUCACCGCUGCCCACGGCCACGUCGCUGCCGUUCAGGCUGAUGGCGUCUGGUACCAGGGUUGGAACGCGGCGCUGAAAUACCAGAAUCCCAUUCCUGCAACUGUUGGCUGGCAGGCCGAUAAUCUCGACAACGGCUUCGUGAGCCCGGAUGCGUUCCAGUCGGCGGACAUCGUGUGCCACAAGGCCUCGAAGAGCAAUGGCGCGUAUGUGAGCGUGAAGCCCGGGAGCAAGGUGACCUUUUACUGGGACACAUGGCCGGUGUCUCACAAGGGCCCCGUCUUCGACUACAUAGCGCCCUGCAACGGCGACUGCGGCGCCAUCGACAAGGCCUCCCUAAAAUUCAUCAAGCUCGACCAAGGCGCCUGGAUCUCCGGCAACGACCCGGGCACCUGGGUAACCGACGACCUGGUCAAGAACAACUUCUCCUGGUCGACCACGAUCCCGUCCACCCUCGCGGCGGGCAACUACGUCAUCCGGCACGAGAUCAUCGCCCUGCAUGCCGCAGGCCAGGCGAACGGCGCGCAGGCCUACCCGCAGUGCGUGAACUUCAAGGUCUCCGGCGGCUCGGGGACGGCGACGCUGGCGAGUGAGGGUGUGCCUGCGACCAGCUUCUAUAAGGCGAGCGAUCCGGGGAUCACGUUUAAUUUGUAUAGCAAGUUUACCGGGUAUACGAUUCCGGGGCCGGCGGUUACGAAGAUGGCGAGGAGGGCCGUGGAGGGGUUUAGGGGGCAUGCUAGGGCGUGGGGGAUGUAG